GUCAAGUCGAUUUUCCCGGCGAAUCGCGACGUGGCAGUGGUGAUGGACGACGAGACCUAUCUCACCUUGCAUGGCAACGACUGGCAGGGUACUUCGUAUUUCACUUCCCCAACGAAAGAAGUGAGCUCCGAGGUGAAAUACCAGUGUUGACGUUUCGUUUAUCCUUUUUGCCCAUCGGUUUAGUGAAUCAAAGUAGACGUUGACAAUUUUUUUAAGCUGCGUGUCACCAAAACGAAAAUUAAGGAUAAAGUUGAAAUUGACGAUGACACCCCGGUAAGCAUACAGACGCGAGGAAUACGGACACGAGACAUAUGGACACGAGGCCGAAAGGGCCCGAGGCCGAAUGAACGCAAACCCGAAUGGACACAAGGCCGAUAGAAAGUGAGACGGAAUACGUUAUUAUCGUAUUCAUCCUUACAGCCCUCUUUCAUCAACAUGUAUUUCGCUUCAGAGUGUCAUUUGGAUUCAUUCGGCCUCGCGUCCAUUCGGCCUUACGUCCAUUCGGCCUUGCGUUCGUCAUGCCUAGUGGCAGUAUGCCUCACAUCCAUUAGGCCUCGCGUCUGUAUGCCUAUUUAUAAACAACUAGGGCAUAAAAAUUAUCGCAUCUCAUAAUAUUUCAUUUGGAUGCAUUUAAAUUACAAAUAUAGCAAUGCUACAUACCUUGCUACCAAUAUUGAUUAAUUUAAGAAACAAUUUCCAACUUAAAACACCUGAAUUUGCGGUAUUAAAUUGCCUAGUUAGUAAUGAUAUAUCAACAAACACGAAAAAGUUAUUCGCUGUUGCAUAGUAAUGCUUCGUCUCCAAGUGAAAAAACGCUUCCUCACCCCGCGCCUACUUUUUGGUCAAAUCGUUACACCAUGUUCCACUCAUCAUGCGUAUAACGUCCAUUAUGCAUGUCAGUCAACGUUAGAACGGUUGAUGAUUUUCCUGCUUUUUGUGCUUAUACCACUAUUUCGACUCUCUAUGAGUAAAAAUUGCACUAAAGGGGAAAACCCGCAUGGAACAGCUCUGGACGUGGAAUAUUCUUUUCAUCCAUCGCAAUGAAUUCAGUGUUUUCCCAGGAUUUACCCGACUGGAUUGAGCGUGUCCGGACAACAGUGUUUUCGAAAAUUAUGCGAAUUUUCAGGCUACUAUCAGUGGUGACGCUUUACGCGAGUGAAUCUCAUACUUGGGGUUGGCCUUGGAGCUGUAGUAUAAAUGUGGAUUUUGAAGUGAUGGAGCCUCAAGGCCUUAUGCUUUGGACCGCUCGAAAACCGAACACGAAAUUGUUCGGUAUCGAACUGUAUAUCAAUCCAACCGGAAAAAAUGAUCAGUGCUAUCUGUGCAAGAACAUUACAGAGGUGACGCAUGGCAAGUUCCUAAUUAGCGAUGAUAACGUGGUUGUCAAAAGGGGUGAUGUUUUGGAAUAUGUAGUUAUAACAGACAACGGAAAGACAGCCAAAAGGCAUAAGCGGGAGAAGUUGGUCGUGAAGGAUUAUAUGAUCAAAUCCCAGAGCCGAUGUGCAUACGGGUUUCCUUCGACUCGAUUGUCAAGUGUUCAUAACACCGAAUCGAACAAGGAAAUCGAACUUUUGGAACGCAUUAUCACCAGCCUAUCGGUUCGCUGUGCCGAAGGAGCUGUAUCUAAUUAUCUUUUGCUGCAAGUAUCAACUGCCGCCGGUCCCUCGAAUCUACUGGAACGCGUACAGGAAUAUCUUCCAGCCAACACAACAUUACAACCUUACGCCAGCACUGUAAUAACGGCCGGGGAGUAUGCGGAUGGAAUCGCCUUCCAGGUGCAAACGAUUGUGGACAAACUCAAAAUUCUGGAGCUGAGUCACACCGGUAGCGAUAUAGUGGACUUCGACGGAAUUACUACGACCGAUAGGGUAGACAUGCUAAUUUCAGAUGAUUAAUUCAGGAUAGAUAACACAAAAUAAAAAAAAGUGCACUCCAAAAACUCAAACCAGAAAAAAAUAAAAGAUCAUAGCUAUUCAACUAUUCCCAUGAAUUUUGGUGCCCCUGAGUCCUGACCAUUACCAAAACGCGCCAACUUACGUGAGAUUUCACAUAGUUAUGAUUACGAGAAACCUCAUUUAAGUCUCUGACAAAAAGUUAGUGGCUAGGGACACCAAAUUCACAGAAAUGGUUGAAUAGCUAUAAACUUUCAUUUUUCCGGUUUGAGCUUUCGGAGUGCACCUGUGUUGACCAGUGUUAUUUAUGAGUGGUUGUUACGGUACCGCCACAUCGAUGAAUUACCAACUUCAAAACUAGGUUAUUAAAAACCGAGAACGGAUUUUGAGAAAAAGAGUGCAAUGUUACUGAAAGUAGAAAGUUAAAUUGGUGCAUACUAUAUUCGUAGUGUUAAUGAGAAGUACCUGUUUCUGGGAAGUUUAGUAUAUUAAAGUUCCGUUUUCAACUUACACAACUGAAACAAUAUACUCAAUGUACAAAUAAGAGAUUAAUGAAUAUCAACAAAAAUAUAGUCAGAACUUCAUGCUACCAGGGAAUGGGAAUUUUUCAUUUUCCUAAUAAUUAAAUAUUCGACGAAUUAACGAAUUACUUCAAUCCACCUUUUAACACCAAAUCUGUUGGCUUUCUUUCCGAAACAACAUUGUCAAACCUUUCUCUUACUAGGUAUAAUGAUAAUAUCAUUCGCAAAGCCUACAAAUUCGAAACCUUAAGCUUCUGAGCUUUUGAAUGGAUCAUCCAUGACUAGAGACUACAUACAGUCGAUCGCGGAAUUGAACGAACACCUUGGGUUAUUUGAUAAAAAGUAAAAACUUCAAAUUAAAAAGUAAAUAAUUUUAAGUAACUCUUGUUUUUCAUAGAAUCGAUCCCUCUUACUUCUAUGUUGUCAAAAGAAAAUAUAAAAUCGGUUUCAUGUUAACUUAAAAAAAAUA
Wyeomyia smithii (pitcher-plant mosquito) is the source of this 2882-nucleotide messenger RNA. RefSeq lists its product as uncharacterized. NCBI's taxonomy places the organism in Eukaryota, Metazoa, Arthropoda, Insecta, Diptera, Culicidae. The record is from RefSeq and is a predicted model, not a curated record. Bases 1041 to 1895 code for a protein of 284 amino acids. Gene Ontology annotation, molecular function: carbohydrate binding. The transcript is spliced from 3 exons.